GCCCCCCUUACUCGGGAAGGAGCCGGGCUUUCCCGAUCCCGUAUUGGGGGGGUUCGCUCUCUGCUCGGACAACUUUGCAGCCAGCUCCAUCGCGCACCUGUAACUUCCUCCCCUUAGCACGGAGCACCCGGAGCCUGGGAGACUCCAGCUGAUGGCUGGGGGCCGUGGACACUGGGAUGUCACCCCCUGCCCCCUUUUGCUGACUAUUCCUCUCCCUGGUGUUCCCAGCCCCCAAGCCCCCGGGAGGGACCCAGGCGACCAGCGCUUUGCAGCGAUCUCCCGUUCACACAGGACUUUUCCCACGCGGAUCCUGGCACAGCUCAGAGUCGUCUUCGUCUUUUUUUUCUGUUUUUGCAGCGUGUUACCCACCUCCAUCCCCGCCGCUCCAGCAGGUAGGCAGCUGCUCCCCCUGGCCUGCCCCCCGUCUGCGUGGAUUGCCGUGGGGCGGUAGGGGGCUAAGCUUCCAGCUGCUUCCCGUCCACACCCGUUUGAAAGCCUGUAAAAAGGGGUGGGGGGAAGAGAGGCGAAGAUCUGGUCCCCGUUUAGCUGGCUUCGGUGGGAGAAGAGGCGGCUGGAUCAGCUGGGAAGCAGGGCCGGUUUAUUUCAGACCUGGAUCUUACCAAGAAGAAUCCACGGACAUGCAGACGUUCCUUCCAGCAAUACAAGUUCUUUUCCCAACCAUGCUGGGACACAGUCAGAACUGGCAUACUGCAGGGAAGAGUACCAUUCACAGAAGCAUCAACUCUACUUUCUGCAGAAGACUGUUUUCUUCAGACAUUGACUCCCCACCUGCGAAUUUCAAAAUCAGAACAAACUAUUUCCUACUAUUACUGAGAGCAGAAGGAACUUACACUAUGGCCCACUGUGAAUGUAGUGGAUGAAAGAGAAAUAACCUGCUGAGUUGACUGCAAGACGUAUUCCUUUCCAAACAGCUCCUGAGGAUGCAACCUAUUAUGAUGAGCUAUUGGUCUGUUCCAGGAACAAGAUGUUUGUGAAUGUUAAUCUAUCUCAGCCUUAAAAAAAUUGGGAAAGGAAAAAUGGAUCCUUUAUAUUUUUCCAGUGCUUUUGGCAUGGAGGUCAGUGCCCAAGAUGUAAAUUCCUCCUCACUGAUGAACAUGACGAACAAUAGGACUAUGACAGGACUUCCUGUGUCCAAAGAUGUUCACACAGUUCUUAUCUCUAUCAUAUACUUCCUUGUAUGUGCAAUCGGACUCAGUGGGAACACCUUGGUCAUUUAUGUGGUUUUGCGUCAUGCCAAGAUGAAAACAGUCACCAACAUUUACAUCUUGAAUUUAGCCGUAGCCGAUGUACUCUUCAUGCUUGGCUUGCCAUUCCUGGCUACUCAGAACACCAUCUCUUACUGGCCCUUUGGCUUCUUUUGGUGUCGGCUUGUUAUGACCUUAGACGGCAUUAAUCAAUUCACCAGUAUCUUUUCCUUGACUGUCAUGAGUAUGGAUCGCUACCUUGCAGUAGUUCAUCCCAUCAAGUCCACCAAAUGGCGGCGUCCAAGGGUGGCCAAACUGAUCAGUAUAACGGUCUGGACUUUCUCAUUCUUGAUGGUUCUUCCAGUCAUUAUAUUUGCAGAUGUUCAGGAACACCUUCAUACCUGCAACAUGAACUGGCCAGAGCCAGUAAACAUAUGGUCAGCAGUCUUCAUCAUUUACACAUCGGUCUUAGGAUUUUUUGGACCCCUGCUGGUGAUCUGCCUCUGCUACCUGCUGAUCGUGAUUAAGGUCAAGUCUUCUGGGGUCCGAGUUGGGUCCACAAGGCGCAGGCGGUCAGAGAGGAAAGUGACCAGGAUGGUGGUCAUCAUUGUGGUCGUCUUUGUGUUUUGCUGGCUCCCGUUCUAUAUACUGAACAUUGUCAAUUUGAUAUCCACCUUGCCGGAAGAGCCUGGGUUACUCGGUGUUUACUUCUUUGUGGUGGUUCUGUCCUAUGCAAACAGCUGUGCCAACCCCAUACUUUAUGGAUUUCUCUCUGACAACUUCAAGCAGAGUUUUCAGAAAGUUUUAUGUCUCCGGAAGGGGAAUGGUGUUGAAGACGGAGAUCCAACCAAGCACAGGCAGGAGAACAGCAGUCGCUUGCAAGAAGCAAUGCUAACCCAGAGAAACAUGGAAUUCAAUGGACAUAUGCAAACGAGUAAGGUGUGAGGUCCUGGCUUGAAAAACUGUAAAUAAACUGCAGAGCUGAAAAACUGGUGGGGGAUGUGUGUGUGCAAAUCAGAGAUAAAACUGAAAUCCUGAGACCCACAAGCUCAAACAAAUGUACAUAGAUUCCCUCUCCCCAUGAAUUAGGGAUUAUAUUGAAUUCUGUGGAAUGCCUAAGGCAUGUAGCUAAAGCAAUUGGACAUGUUAUCACUUUCUCUUUCUAUAUGCAGGGGACAGAUUUAGUGGUACUUUCUGGCUGCUGGCUGCCAUUCUGGUGAUGCAAAGCAGCUGUGAAUCUGUUUUAACCAUCCUAUUUGUUUUGCAUUGCCGGAUCAGCAAAAAGCAGAGAGUGUAUUGGUUCAUUUGCCCCAAAGUAUUCUCAAAAGUUUGUUAAGUGAAUGUUUUAUAUUAAAAAAGGAAAAAGCACUAUUUCUUAAGUGGCAGUUUUCAAAGUAACAUAGCUCACAGCACUAAUUUACUGAUCUUGGAAGUAUGCAUAUGCCAUAGUUUUGAAAUGCUGCUUAACCAUUUGCAUUGUUUUACUGUAAUUAUCCCACAUAAGAGACUCCAAAUGCCCAGAAGUGUUUCAAGUCAAUUGAACCUCACCCCUUACAAAUAAAAAUACCUUGAAAAAGAAUUAUUAAAUGAAUGUGAAAUGGAAAAUUCAUUCAUAGUGCGUAUAACAUUCUAAUCCAAGCUGCUUAUGAAAUGUAACGCCGUCACUUUAUUACUAUGUAAAUGACAGUGAUUGUGAAGUCCUGAAAAGCUGUUCUGUGUCUAUUUAUUGGUUCUGAAUGUAAGUAUGGAUCUGAAUUUAAAUUGUAUUUUCAGAAAUUAAAACAAGUUGAAUUCC
Gopherus flavomarginatus (Mexican gopher tortoise) is the source of this 3000-nucleotide messenger RNA. RefSeq names its product somatostatin receptor 5 (gene SSTR5). The record is from RefSeq and is a predicted model, not a curated record. Gene Ontology annotation, cellular component: membrane; neuron projection. Gene Ontology annotation, molecular function: neuropeptide binding; somatostatin receptor activity. Bases 996 to 2150 code for a protein of 384 amino acids. NCBI's taxonomy places the organism in Eukaryota, Metazoa, Chordata, Testudines, Testudinidae. The transcript has 5 exons. Gene Ontology annotation, biological process: cellular response to glucocorticoid stimulus; regulation of insulin secretion; neuropeptide signaling pathway.